Messenger RNA from Glycine soja, 645 nucleotides. RefSeq names its product acanthoscurrin-2-like. The transcript is spliced from 2 exons. The coding region runs from base 1 to 645 and encodes 214 amino acids. Lineage: Eukaryota; Viridiplantae; Streptophyta; Magnoliopsida; Fabales; Fabaceae. The record is from RefSeq and is a predicted model, not a curated record.
AUGACUGCAGAAUCACUGUUCGGAUCGCGCGGUGGUGGCACUAGGUAUUCGCCGGGUCCGUUUGGUGGGAUCGGCAAUGGGGGUAGCGGUGGUGGUGGUGGUGCAAGUGGUGGUAAUGGUGGUGGUGGAGCCAGUGGUGGUGGUGAUGGUAGAUUUGGCGGCGAAGGAGAUGGCGGUAAGGGUGGCGGAGGAGAUGGCGGUAAGGGUGGCGGAGGAGAUAGCGGUAUAGGUGGCGGUAAGGGUGGCGGAGGUGAUGGUGGUAACGGUGGUGGAGGUGAUGGUGGUAACGGUGGUGGAGGUGAUGGUGGUAACGGUGGUGGAGGUGCUAGUGGUAUCGGCGGCGGAGGACACUCUUUAGGGGGUGGGGGUGGAAGCUCGCACUCCUUGCACAUUAUGUGUGGAACUUGGUCGAGUUUUCCCACUGUUAAGGUUGUUUGGGUGGCGGUGGCUGUGACUGAAACAGUGGAGGAUAGGAGCAAAAUAACGAAGCACAUAAGAGGAAAAGGAGCCAUGUUUUUUGAGUUGGAAAUGGCUUUUGGUUACGAGGGAGACCGAUAUAUUAUAUGCUUGUGUAUUGGUGGCCCGUGGCCGCACCAUUUAUUGCUAUUUUAUCUUCUACGAUAUCGUCUCAUAAUCAUCGAAUAA